This is a messenger RNA of Populus trichocarpa (black cottonwood), 2517 nucleotides long. Its product is annotated as carotenoid 9,10(9',10')-cleavage dioxygenase 1. Gene Ontology annotation, molecular function: carotenoid dioxygenase activity. The coding region runs from base 619 to 2256 and encodes 545 amino acids. NCBI's taxonomy places the organism in Eukaryota, Viridiplantae, Streptophyta, Magnoliopsida, Malpighiales, Salicaceae. Gene Ontology annotation, biological process: carotene catabolic process. The record is from RefSeq and is a predicted model, not a curated record. Gene Ontology annotation, cellular component: chloroplast stroma. The transcript has 14 exons.
UCGAUUGAGCUUGUUAUUGCAUAAGAUAUUCAAUUGACAGCCUCAACAUUUUUUUUAAUUCGAUGAACAGCUAGGUUUCUUUUGACAUUUUCUUAGCAAAGGCACCAUACCUCUAUCUGUCAUCAAGUGACAACCAAUUGAGUAAGCCAACAACAUAGCAUUUUCUUAGUUAGCAAAGAUACCAUUCUUCUCUGUCCUUGAUGACCAGAAAUUUAUCUUUUGAUGCUUUCCUGUCCUUGUUAAGAAAAGACUUUUUUAAUCGUUCAUACCAGUCUAAUCUGCUCAAAAUAACAACAACAGCAGCAGGAGGAGCAGCAGCAGCAGCAGCAGCAAUAAUAAUAAUAAUAAUAAUAAUAAUAAUAAUGUCAAGCGCAGCAGUCAUGCCCGGCACCCACGUCCUCGAAGAAUUAUUCUUCAGUCAUCCAGCAUCAAUUUUCUCCAAAACAAACAAAAAUCUCCAGCUCCAAUGGCUCGCACCUCCCAUACACAAACAAGUGGUCGGCAUCAUCGCCAUGAGAAAAACACAACCCUUCUCCUCUAUAAAAAAAGACACGCAAUGCAACUUCUUGUUGUUCCCAUCACAAGUUAGUACCAUCUCUGCUAGGAAGAGAAGCCGAAAUGGCGGAGAAAAAGCAAGAGGACGGCGUCGGAGCUGGAUGCCCAAUAGUGGAGGUGAAUCCAAAGCCGCAAAAAGGACUGACUUCAAAACUCGUCGACUGCUUGGAAAAGCUGAUUAUGAAAUUGAUGCAUGAUACCUCUCAAUCACAUCCUUAUCUCUCCGGUAACUUCGCUCCGGUUGAAGAAACUGCUCCCGUUAAGGACCUUCCUGUCGAAGGUCACCUCCCUGAAUGCAUGAAUGGGGAGUUUGUGAGGGUGGGUCCUAACCCGAAGUUUGCACCUGUGGCUGGAUACAAUUGGUUUGAUGGAGACGGAAUGAUUCAUGGUAUGCGCAUCAAGGAUGGAAAGGCAGCAUAUGUCAGUCGAUUUGUCAGGACAUCACGACUUAAACAAGAAGAGUUUUUUGGAGGUGCCAAGUUUAUGAAGAUUGGAGACCUCAAGGGGCUGUUUGGAUUGCUUAUGGUUAACAUACAAAUACUUCGACUGAAAACAAAAGUAUUGGACAGGUCAUAUGGAAUUGGGACCGGCAAUACAAAUCUCAUUUAUCACAAUGGAAAACUUUUAGCACUUCAAGAGGCUGAUAAACCCUACGUGGUUAAAGUUAUGGAAGAUGGAGAUCUGCAAACUCUUGGCCUGUUGGAUUACGACAAAAGACUAAAACAUCCUUUCACUGCUCAUCCAAAGGUGGAUCCAUUCACUGGAGAGAUGUUUACCUUUGGGUAUUCACAUGAACCACCAUAUGUGACAUACAGAGUCAUUUCAAAGGAUGGUGCCAUGCAUGACCCUGUACCAAUAACAAUAUCAGACCCCAUCAUGAUGCAUGACUUUGCAAUUACAGAGAACUAUGCAGUUUUUUUGGAUCUUCCUUUGUACUUCCGACCAAAGGAAAUGGUGAAAGAUAAGAAGUUCAUAUUCACAUUUGAUGCAACAAAAAAAGCUCGUUUUGGUGUCCUUCCACGAUAUGCUAAGGAUGACCUCCUAAUCAAAUGGUUUGAGCUUCCAAAUUGCUUCAUAUUCCACAAUGCCAAUGCCUGGGAGGAGGAGGAUGAGAUUGUUUUAAUCACUUGCCGCCUUCAAGAUCCAGGGUUGGAUGUGGCCAAUGGGGCUGUCAAAGAAAAGCAAGAGAAUUUUGUAGAUGAACUGUAUGAGAUGAGAUUCAAUAUGAAAACUGGUGUAGCUUCACAAAAGAAACUAUCAGAAUCUGCUGUUGAUUUUCCCAGGGUGAAUGAGAGUUACACUGGCAGGAAACAAAGAUAUGUAUACGGAACCCUUCUGGACAGCAUUGCAAAGGUCACAGGGAUUGUCAAAUUUGAUCUACAUUCAGAGCCUGAGCCAGGAAAAGGAAAGAUUGAAGUUGGAGGAAACGUCAAAGGCAUCUUUGACCUUGGUCCUGGUAGAUUUGGUUCAGAGGCUAUCUUUAUCCCUCGUGAGCCAGGCACCACUUCCGAGGAAGAUGAUGGCUACCUGAUAUUCUUUGCACAUGAUGAAAAUACUGGAAAAUCAUCAGUGAAUGUAAUUGAUGCAAAAACAAUGUCAGCCAAUCCUGUUGCAGUUGUUGAGUUACCACACAGAGUUCCAUAUGGGUUCCAUGCCUUCUUUGUUUCAGAGGAACAACUUCAAGAACAGGAAAAACUGUAAUUGCGCAGCAGAGUGUCUAGACAACCAUUUCGGCAUGAGAUGGCAGACCAUCUGUCAAACGGAGAACCGGAAGCAAAGCAACUGUUAUCACUGCUACAAACACCCCCUCAUCUACCAGAGAGGUGGUAUUCAACUGUCAUAUUUCAUACUCAACUUUACGCAAAUGUCAGUUUUUAUGUUACCAGGAUGACUACUUAUAUGAGUUUUCUCCAAUUUAUUUUGCUUAGAAUAAUAAAGAAAAUCACUAAAUCUUCAGAUUAA